Molecule: messenger RNA, 1413 nt
Organism: Penicillium taxi
Lineage: Eukaryota; Fungi; Ascomycota; Eurotiomycetes; Eurotiales; Aspergillaceae
Product: ADP-ribosylation factor GTPase-activating protein
Exons: 6
Coding region: 1-1413 (470 amino acids)
Biological process (GO): COPI coating of Golgi vesicle
Molecular function (GO): GTPase activator activity
Source: RefSeq, a predicted model, not a curated record
AUGAGUGCCUCCAAGGCGCAGUCUCAAAAGAUCUUUGAGAAACUGAAACUCAAGCCCGCAAACAAAGUAUGCUUCGACUGCAACUCCAAGAAUCCGACAUGGUCAUCAGUUCCCUUUGGCAUCUACCUUUGCCUUGAUUGCUCGUCCAACCACCGCAAUCUAGGUGUCCACAUUUCUUUUGUCCGAUCUACAAACCUCGACCAGUGGCAAUGGGAGCAACUGCGGGUGAUGAAGGUCGGUGGAAAUGAAUCUGCGACCAAAUACUUCCAGUCACAUGGAGGCUCUGCCGCGCUGGCUAGCAAAGAUUCCAAAGUCAAGUACACGUCCAAUGCAGCUGUCAAGUAUAAGGAAGAGCUUAAGCGCCGGGCGGCCGCCGACGCACAGCAGUAUCCGGAAGAAGUCAUCAUCACCGAUAUUCCCGCCGGUAUCCCUUCAGAUGGCUCGAACACUCCAGCUGGCGAAGAUGACGAUUUCUUUUCCUCGUGGGACAAGCCGUCGAUCAAGCGUCCCAGCAACCCACCUUCCCGCACGGGUACGCCACCCAUCGUUAGUCGAACCGGAUCUCCCUUCUUGAACGCUGGCGCAAAUGGAAACGCUCGCUCAAAGUCUCCCUUAGCUGCGUCAGAGGCCAAAACCUCAUCUCCUGCCCCGACUGCUAUCCGCCCGAGCUCUGCAACUCGUAUCACCUCCAACACUGCUGCGAAGAAGGGUAGUAUUUUGGGAGCUAAGAAGGCGAAACUUGGAGCUAAGAAGGUUGUGGCUGGAGAAAUCGAUUUCGAUGAGGUCGAGCGUAAGGCGAAAGAGGAGGCAGAGCGCAUCGAGAAGCUCGGAUACGACCCUGAGGCUGAAAAGGCCGAAGCUGAGUCCAAGGCUCGCGCUUCUACUGCCUCUGCUACGCCUAUUUCUGCCCCUACUCCUAUCAACCCGAAAGCCCACGAGCGAAAUUCGAGCGAUGUGGAGCGUUUGGGUAUGGGUAUGAGUAGACUCGGGUUCGGUCAAGUGUCUAAGCCUCCGGCUCCCAAGAAGCUAGGCUUUGGUGCUGUUGGUUCGAAGGCACCUCUCAAUGAAGAAGAAUUAGCCGAAACCAGGGGACGCUUCGGCACUCAAAAGGGAAUUUCCUCAGACGAGUUCUUUGGACGUGAACGAUAUAACCCUAAUGUCCAGGCCGAAGCUAAGCAGCGGCUUACAGAAUUUGAUGGUGCUACCUCUAUCUCUAGCAAUGCCUACUUCGGCCGGCCCGAGGAUGAGCUGGCUGCGAUUGAUGAUGGGUACGGAGACUUGGAGACUGCGGCCAAGGACUUCGUUCGUCGCUUUGGAAUUACGGCUGGAGAUGAUAUUGAGAACCUGUCGCAUCUCGUUGGAGAGGGAGCGACAAAGCUACAAGGUGCUAUUCGCAACUACCUCAACUCUUGA